Messenger RNA from Kogia breviceps (pygmy sperm whale), 2341 nucleotides. Lineage: Eukaryota; Metazoa; Chordata; Mammalia; Artiodactyla; Physeteridae. The record is from RefSeq and is a predicted model, not a curated record.
GUUGCGUCUCCGCCAGGCGCGGGCCGCGGCGCAGUUCCCGCGAACCUCUGCGGGGCGGCGGCGGCGUUUCCGGGACGCCGGUUGGCGGGCUGACCCGGCUCCUGUGCGGGGCGGAAGUGGGCGGCUGCGGACCGAGGGGAGCCGCGCUGCGGGCGGAAUCUGGCCGAGCUGGAGGGCGCCGGGGAGCGGAGCUCGGGCGGCCCCCGAGGCCCGGGCGAGCGGACAGCUGCGGGGCCUGUGGCGAGCGCGGCGGUGCCCGGGGAGCGCGGAGGAGAUGGGGCGCCGAGCCGGGUUGGGGCCGGGGCCUCGGCCAUGUUCGCGGGGCUGCAGGACCUGGGCGUGGCCAACGGCGAGGACCUGAAGGAGACGCUGACCAACUGCACCGAGCCACUCAAAGCCAUCGAGCAGUUCCAGACAGAAAAUGGCGUGCUGCUUCCCUCUCUGCAGUCGGCCUUGCCCUUCUUGGACCUGCAUGGGACGCCCCGACUGGAAUUCCACCAGUCAGUGUUUGAUGAGCUUCGGGACAAGCUGCUGGAGCGCGUGUCAGCCAUUGCCACAGAGGGGAAGGCCGAGGAGAGGUACAAGAAGCUCGAGGACCUUCUGGAGAAGAGCUUUUCUCUGGUGAAGAUGCCAUCUCUGCAGCCAGUGGUGAUGUGCGUCAUGAAACACUUGCCCAAGGUUCCUGAGAAGAAGCUGAAGCUGGUGAUGGCCGACAAGGAGCUGUACCGGGCCUGCGCCGUGGAGGUGAAGCGGCAGAUCUGGCAGGACAACCAGGCACUCUUUGGCGACGAGGUCUCCCCGCUGCUGAAGCAGUACAUCGUGGAAAGGGAGAGCGCGCUCUUCAGCACGGAGCUCUCCGUCCUGCACAACUUCUUCAGCCCUUCUCCCAAGACCAGGCGCCAGGGCGAGACAAGAAACGUCGCCACCCGGCACAAGCUGAUGUUUUGUGAGAGAGGAAGCUUAGCCCCGCAGGGUCAUGGGGUGUGUGAGGCCGGCCUGGUGUCCCGGCAGGUGGUGCAGAGGCUGACCCGGAUGGUGGGCCGCAACGUGAAGCUGUACGACAUGGUCCUGCAGUUCCUGCGCACGCUUUUCCUGCGCACCCGCAACGUGCACUACUGCACGCUGCGUGCCGAGCUGCUCAUGUCCCUGCAUGACCUGGACGUCGGCGACAUCUGCUCUGUGGACCCCUGCCACAAGUUCACAUGGUGCCUGGACGCUUGCAUCCGAGAGCGGUUCGUGGACAGCAAGAGGGCCCGGGAGCUGCAGGGCUUCCUUGACGGAGUGAAGAAGGGGCAGGAGCAGGUCCUGGGGGACCUGUCCAUGAUCCUGUGUGACCCCUUCGCCAUCAACACCUUGUCGCUGAGCACCGUCAGGCAUCUGCAGGAGCUGGUGGGCCAGGAGCUGCUGCCCCGGGACAGCCCGGAUCUCCUGCUCCUGCUCCGGCUGCUGGCGCUGGGCCAGGGCGCGUGGGACAUGAUCGACAGCCAGGUCUUCAAGGAACCCAGGAUGGAGGUGGAGCUGGUCACCAGGUUCCUGCCCACGCUCAUGUCCUUCGUGGUGGACGACCACACCUUCAACGUGGAUCAGAAGCUCCCGGCCGAGGAGAAGGCCCCGGUCGCAUAUCCGAGCGCGCUGCCAGAGAGUUUCACCAAGUUCCUGCAGGAGCAGCGCAUGGCCUGUGAGGUGGGGCUCUACUACGUGCUGCACAUCACCAAGCAGAGGAACAAGAACGCGCUCCUGCGCCUGCUCCCGGGGCUCGUGGAGACCUUCAGCGAUCUGGCGUUCGGGGACAUCUUCCUGCACCUGCUCACGGGCAACCUGGCGCUGCUGGCGGACGAGUUUGCCCUGGAGGACUUCUGCAGCAGCCUCUUCGACGGCUUUCUCCUCACCGCCUCCCCGAGGAAGGAGAACGUGCAGCGGCAUGUGCUGCGGCUCCUCCUCCACCUGCACCACCGGGUGGCCCCGUCCAAGCUGGAGGCCCUGCAGAAGGCGCUGGAGCCCACAGGCCAGAGUGGAGAGGCGGUGAAGGAGCUGUAUUCCCAGCUUGGAGAGAAGCUGGAGCAGCUGGACCGUAGGAAGCCCAGCCCGGCUCAGGCUACAGAGACCCCAGCCCUGGAGCUGCCCCUCCCCACCGUGCCCGCCCCGGCUGGACUCUGAGGCUGCGCCUGGGGCUGCUCAGCGGUGGGCGGGCGGGGCCCCCGGUGGGGACUUGGCCCUGGUCGGCCAGGGGGAGAGGCUCCCCUGUGCCUGUGAGAGCAGGAGCCCGUCUCUCCUGGAGGUGGACUGACUGUUCCUGGGACUGGGGGUGGGCUGAGUGGAGACCCCGGGGACUGUCCUGUGG